Phaeoacremonium minimum UCRPA7 is the source of this 1413-nucleotide messenger RNA. Its product is annotated as putative catalase protein. The coding region runs from base 1 to 1413 and encodes 470 amino acids. Gene Ontology annotation, cellular component: peroxisome; cytoplasm; mitochondrion. The transcript is spliced from 4 exons. Gene Ontology annotation, molecular function: catalase activity; heme binding. Gene Ontology annotation, biological process: hydrogen peroxide catabolic process; response to hydrogen peroxide. The record is from RefSeq and is a predicted model, not a curated record. Lineage: Eukaryota; Fungi; Ascomycota; Sordariomycetes; Togniniales; Togniniaceae.
AUGGUUGCUGACGACAAACCUGCCUCUACUUAUCAGUACAACGAGAAGCCGGUGUACACAACCAGCAAUGGCUGUCCUGUUGAGAAUCCGUCUUCGUGGCAACGAAUUGGAUCCGGCGGACCAGCUCCUUUACUCCUGCAAGACUUCCAUUUGAUUGACUUGCUUGCUCACUUUGAUCGUGAACGGAUUCCUGAACGUGUUGUCCACGCAAAGGGUGCUGGCGCAUAUGGAGAGUUUGAGCUUACCGACGAUAUCAGUGACCUAACAUCUGCCGACCUAUUCAAUGGAGUUGGCAAGAAGACCCCAUUGGCCGUAAGGUUCUCUACAGUCGGAGGCGAGAAAGGCUCGCCCGACUCAGCUCGUGAUCCCAGGGGGUUCGCCAUCAAGUUCUAUACGCAAGAGGGCAAUUUUGACUUGGUCUGUAACAAUACACCAGUCUUCUUCUUGCGCGAUCCGUCGAACUUCCCGUUGUUCAUCCAUACUCAAAAGCGGAAUCCACAAACCAACCUCAAGGAUGCCACGAUACAUAUGAAUGGCUACUCUGGUCACACCUUCAAAUUUACAAAACCUGAUGGGUCCUUCGUUUAUGUUCAGAUUCAUUUCAAGACAGACCAAGGCAGCAAGACUUUCAACAACGAGGAAGCCGGCAAGAUGGCAUCAGAGAAUCCCGAUUGGCACACCCAGGAUCUCUUCGAAGCAAUUCAGCGCGGCGAAUAUCCCAGCUGGACCGCUUAUGUUCAGGUCCUCACUCCGGAGCAGGCUCAGAAGUUCCGCUGGAACAUUUUCGAUCUGACCAAGGUCUGGCCACAGAAGGAAGUGCCUCUCCGCCGAUUUGGCAAGUUCACUCUCAACAAGAACGCGGAGAACUACUUUGCCGAGAUUGAACAAGCUGCAUUCUCGCCCUCACACUUGGUGCCAGGUAUCGAGCCGUCUGCCGACCCUGUUCUCCAGUCCCGUUUGUUCUCCUAUCCCGACACCCACCGUCACCGUCUCGGCGUCAACUACCAGCAAAUACCUGUAAAUGCACCUCUAAGAGCCUUCAACCCCUUCCAACGUGACGGUGCGAUGGCUGUAAACGGCAACUAUGGAGCCAAUCCCAACUACCCGAGCAGCUACCGGCCACUGACUUACAAACCUGUCAAGCCGACUGUCGCUCAUGAGCAAUGGACCGGCGAGGCCACAACUGCCCUUUUCGGCGAGAUCACUCCAGACGAUUAUGUGCAAGCCAAUGGCCUCUGGGAGGUUCUCGGUAGAACUCCUGGCCAGCAGGACAACUUCGUCCACAAUGUCGCUGGCCACCUCAGCGCCGCUCACGAAGCAACACGCAACCGGACGUACGAGAUGUUUACCAGAGUAAACCCCACUUUGGGAGAACGCAUCAAAACAGAAACAGAGAAGAAUGCGAAGGCGUGA